Messenger RNA from Coturnix japonica (Japanese quail), 2637 nucleotides. RefSeq names its product prefoldin subunit 1 (gene PFDN1). Gene Ontology annotation, cellular component: cytoplasm; prefoldin complex. Gene Ontology annotation, biological process: protein folding. Gene Ontology annotation, molecular function: protein folding chaperone. Lineage: Eukaryota; Metazoa; Chordata; Aves; Galliformes; Phasianidae. The record is from RefSeq and is a predicted model, not a curated record.
CACCCCACCCCGCUCUAACCUCCAUUCGGCCGCAGCCCGCUCCGCCCCGCCCUCCCACCGCCCCCACUGCGCAGGCGCCGAGCGUGGGGAAGAUGGCGGCGCCCGUUGACUUGGAGCUGAAGAAGGCCUUCACGGAGCUGCAGGCCAAGGUGAUCGACACGCAGCAGAAGGUGAAGCUCGCCGACAUCCAGAUCGAGCAGCUCAGCAAGAGCAAGAAGCACGCGCACCUCACCGACACCGAGAUCAUGACGCUGGUGGACGAGACGCGCAUGUACGAGGGCGUGGGCAGGAUGGCGAUUGCAUCUCCCCGCUCCCAACUCUCCUUUGUGCUGCAGCAGACUUGUAGCUGGUUCAGCCUGCUGUUGCGGUUUAUUCUUCAGUCUAAAGGAGUCAUUCAUAAUCAGCUUUUAGAGAAGCAGAGAAUAGCAGAAGAGAAAAUUAAGGAGUUAGAGACGUCUACUUAUGGCUGCUGUUGAAGACUGGACCCUAGGGAGGAUGGACUGUAAUGAUGUAAUCAGAGUACUCCUGUGUUCUUAUGGAGGGAGUGCUUAUUGAGGCAGAGAGGAAUACCUGAGAUGCACAAAGUAGUGUCUGCGCAAGUUCCAGCUGUAUGAACAAGCUGUCGUCUGAAUGUUGAGUAUCUUGUAGUUCUUUGGAGAAGGUGUUUAGAGUGCACUUCUUCCAAGGACAUUAGUGUUUUGUUUUUGCUUUUUGUUAAUGCUCCUAAAAUAAAAUCAAUACAUAACUGUGUUCCUUAGCUUUUGGGGAAUGGCAACAAGGAUAGGCUGAGUUGAGUCAAGCUGCUUGUCUAAUCUGUUAAUGUUUUGGAGAAGGUUUGCUUGCAGAUCAGGGAAGCAGGGACAAGCAGCAAUAGGAAGUAGGUGCUCAGACAGGACUGUGUGGUCUCUAUUGUUUCCUAUUUACACUACAGCAAAAGUCAAGUUGCGUUUUUUUUCACAACUUGUGGCUUUUUGUGUGUUUCUUCUUAAGACACUUUUUGCCAUGGGAACUAGCAGGUUGUGUUCCCUGCCAUGUUUUCUGUGUCAGAUAAUAAGGGGCCACCAGAACCUUUCUACACAGGGAAAGUAAGUACUCCAUGGAUAGGCUGUAUAUGUCAGCUAGUAUUCAUGCUGGCAAGGCACAGUCCUUUUUAUGCUUACGUGAUUAAAUGUGAUUGUAUCCAGGCUACGCUGGGACCAUGCCUGAAAACACUGGCUUUGAAUAAAACCAGCAGUGUCACUGAAGUUAUAGAACUUCAUUGCAGCGUGCCUGCAUUUGGAACUGAUUGGAGUGUGUUUGACAUUUUUGGCUACUAUACCUUUCAGCUGUGCAUCUCAGUUUCUCCCUGUUCCUGAUGGAACAUAAUCUUACCUCCUGAACUUUCAUAUUGCUGAGUUCAGGAGAAUGGAUGGAAUUCCCCCCCCACCCCCGGAUCAUAACCUUUGCCGUUCUUGCACUCGGCCUUGGAGGUGGUUGCUUCACAGAUGGUUUUUUUUACUGUUUUGUAGCUCUCUGUUGCCUCAGGUCUAUUGUUAUGGCCACUGAAUUGCAAUUCCCAGCAACAGUAAUUGUCUCAAAAGCUCAUAGAAGUGGGGAGGUAGAUUGUUUUUUUGUUUAACUAUUAGAAGUACGUCUUGGAUUGCUGGAACUUAUCACAGUUUCUUUUAAUUGAACAUUCAGGUCCGUCUUUUAACUAGUUUUCAGAUGUCUGGCAGUUUAGUGUGAAGGAUAUUCCUUGGACUUGGGAUUCCCUAAGGAAGAGGAUUAGAUUGACAGUUGCUGGAAAGUAACAUUUCAAGGGAAAUACCUGAGUCUGCUUAUCACAGGAGCAGAGAAUUUUGCUGUGCUGAAAACAAGUUGUGACAGAAAGAGAAAAGAAUGUGAAACUUUGUGACCUUGUGCUCCCACUAUGUUGUUGUAAAAUAAAUAUAAGACCAAGAUAACCAGGUUAAAAUAUCCCUUCAUCAACUGUUACAACUGGACAAAAAAUUAAAGCUAUUUUUCACAUUAACUACCUUAUUACUCAUCGUAAGUCAUACCUUACUACACUUUGCAUGGUUUCUUAAGCUAGCCAGAGUAAUCCUCCAGUAUCCAUGCAGUGCAGCUCACCUGGUUACUCUCAUAGCAUGAGCUGGAGGCAAUUGCAUGCUGCAGUUACAGAGCCAUUGCCAAGGUACUGUGAAAUGUGCAUUUUUGAUAUAAAUCUGAAUUUCAGAAAUGCUGUCACUGCUAACUCAGUUUUAUUCUGGAAGAGUGCAGAAUAAAGUUUGGGUUCACAGCUGAACUCUUCUCAGCUGUGUAGUAAGGAGAACUCCUGAGUGCCAGCAGCUUGUGAAAAUGUGGGCUUUCAUCUGCUUUGGAGGUGUGAGCUGGGUUUCCUGACAUUCACAGUUUCUUUUCUCUUUUCUGGCAGUGAUUGCAGUUAUUCUCUUUCCUUUACUCCCCUCUGUUGUGUUUGCCUGUUAUUGAAGACCUGCAUUGUUUCUUUUAUGUCAGCAUCAGGAGAGGGCUGUGACACUGCUAACCUGCUUGUCCCUGCUGCUCACUACACAGCAAAGCAGUGAGAACAGCCAGGGUUGGCUUUGUACAGCACUGUGAAAAUAAAGCUUUGCUGGAAUAUGCACUCCAUAUCCUUUG